UAAAGCCAUAAAACUCAGCUCCCAACCAUCAACACCUAAGCUUCCCGCUUUCCUCUUGCGCUCUCAGCUCCUUUUGAGACUAAUUUGCUCCGUCCUACAUAUAUUCUCCUUUUACACCUAUCAGAAAAGAAAAACAAUGGCAGGGAUAGCAAAGAGAGUAAACCAUACGCUGCUUCUUCUAGGUGUAUUGGUUUUCCUGGGUGAAGCUUCCGCCAGAGAGUUCCAGGUUGGAGGCUCCCAAGGAUGGACUGUGCCCAAAGACACUACCACCAACCCCUACAACCAGUGGGCGGAGAAGAACAGGUUUCAGAUUGGAGAUUCUUUGUUGUUCGUCUACCAAUCAAGCAGCGAUUCGGUGCUUCAGGUAAGCCGGGAUGACUACAGCAACUGCAACACGGCAACGCCAAUUGCCGCCUUCAACGACGGUCGCACCACCUUCACGUUCAACCGAUCGGGAUCUUUCUAUUUCAUUAGUGGAGUUGAAGACAACUGCAAGAAGAAUGAAAAGCUCGUGGUGGUUGUGUUGUCUGAUAGAACCAAACAAACCCCUACUACUUCCCCAGCGACCAAUCCUCCAACCACAUCUCCAUCUCCAUCUGGGAAAUCUCCUUCCUACAACGGCGUCUCAUCUUCUAAAAUGGGAAAAGCGGCUGCCAUUUUUGGAGCACUUGUCGGUCCACUCAUUCUUAUGGCUCUAUGAGUUCUUUUUCUUUUUCAUGCUUCGUUUGCUGGCAUGUGGUUAAGUCCUGAAUUUGUGUCACCCUUUGCUCUUCCAAUGCAGUUUGCCUAAUGAGUGUCCGUAAAUUUUCACGUCUGAUUUGGUCGGUGUCAGAUUGUUCUGUCUGUUGUUCUGAUUUUAUCAAUAUUAUUUAAUGAAAUAUGGAUUGCAAUA
This is a messenger RNA of Nymphaea colorata (pocket water lily), 892 nucleotides long. Its product is annotated as mavicyanin-like. Gene Ontology annotation, molecular function: electron transfer activity. The transcript has 2 exons. NCBI's taxonomy places the organism in Eukaryota, Viridiplantae, Streptophyta, Magnoliopsida, Nymphaeales, Nymphaeaceae. The coding region runs from base 137 to 700 and encodes 187 amino acids. The record is from RefSeq and is a predicted model, not a curated record. Gene Ontology annotation, cellular component: plasma membrane.